GAAAGACUUCAGUGGUGUAAACAAGACUUCUCCUCAAGAUGCAAGAACUGGUUGCUUUGAUUCUUCUUAGUACUGUUUGUAUUAUAGAAACUGCAGAAGUUCCUCAUUUGAUCUCCACAACUGAGAGUAAACCUGGUGAUAAUGUUACUUUUUCCUGUAAAUCGCCUACGGAUCACAGAUUCAGUCAGUGGUAUAAACAGUCUCCUGGAAAGAUGCUCCAAACAAUUGCUACAGGAGUUUAUAAAGCAAUUACAAAAACUGAGACAUUCAAUAAUACUCGUUUCCAAUUUCAUAGAGAAAACAAUGAGAUGUUUCUUACCAUACAUUCAGUUAAAAAAGAAGAUGAAGCUGUAUACUUCUGCCAGAGUGGAACUGAAUUUUUACUAACUGUUCAUAAUGGAUUCCUCUUGGAUGUAAAGGACUGUAAUCAACAGACAUCUGUCUAUGUGGAACAAACUCCAGAGGCUGCAGCGGUCCAGCCAGGAGACACCACGAGUCUCCAGUGUUCCCUUUUUUCAACGAACAGUGAAACAAGACCUCAGUGUCCAGGAGAAAACUUUGUUCACUGGUUUAAAUCUGGAUCUGGAAGCUCUUAUCCAAAUAUCAUUUACACUGCAAGGAAUAGCACAGACGAUGCAGCGAAGAGAAGCUGUGUCUACCGACUCUCAAAAACAUUAGAGAACUCCGCUGAUUUUGGAACUUACUACUGUGCUGUGGCUAUUUGUGGAGAAAUACUGCUAGGUGAUGGAAGUAAACUGGAAACCAAACAAGACUCAAGUGUUCUUGUACUUGGGGGACUGUUGGGGUGCUGUGUGGUUGUGAUUAUCAGCCUUAUCUUCUACAUAAUUGGAAGGAGAGUUUCCGACAGUUCUAAAGCAAUAAGAGGAUCACAUCAUGCUGAACUUGAAACUUCAACUAUUUAUCAAACAAGGAACUUGGACAAAGAAGAGAAUUUGACCUAUGCAGAGGCACUGAAUUUCUCUGCAACAAAUGUGAGAAACUGCAAGAAAGUGAACACAGAAUGUAUGUAUUCUUCUGUUAGAGCAAAUUCACGAAAACAACAGCAGCUCUGAUUAGAGCCGCAGUAUUUGCAUCAGUCCCCCAAGAGCAGAUUAAAAGAUUAGUCAAGCGCCAAAGAUUUUUGGCUCAACCUUUAAAAAUUUUAAGGAUGUUUGUCUAUUUCUUUGUGCAAGAUAUUUCAUGCCUGCUCAUGUCAACUUGCCAGUUUCUGAAUAUGUCCAUUCUUAUAUUUAAGACCUUCAGCUCACUGAAAACAUAAUUGUUUGAUAUUAACAGGUUAUUUUAGUUAUCACUUUGUGUUAAUAAAAUACAUGUCUUUGAAAGAUGAAAAGAAAACAGUUUGUCAGGGAAACUUGUGAUCUUUUAAAAAUAAUAAACAUUUGGAAAG
This is a messenger RNA of Xiphophorus hellerii (green swordtail), 1408 nucleotides long. RefSeq lists its product as uncharacterized. The coding region runs from base 39 to 1073 and encodes 344 amino acids. The transcript has 6 exons. Gene Ontology annotation, biological process: response to bacterium. Lineage: Eukaryota; Metazoa; Chordata; Actinopteri; Cyprinodontiformes; Poeciliidae. The record is from RefSeq and is a predicted model, not a curated record.